This is a messenger RNA of Funneliformis caledonium, 161 nucleotides long. Lineage: Eukaryota; Fungi; Glomeromycota; Glomeromycetes; Glomerales; Glomeraceae. The record is from the annotation of a GenBank genome assembly.
GUGAUAAAGAUAUUUAUCAAAUGAUUACUGAAUAUCUUCAGAAUAUUAGUUGUGAUGUAACUGUAGAUAAAUUUAAGACAUAUGUUAAACAAGAAGUUUUUUCAAGAAGUAAAGAUAUUUAUUAUAAUGGAUAUGAAAGAUCUGAUGUGUUUGAAUAUUGA